AUGAUGGCAGACUCGGAGGAAGCGCCUCCAGAAGUGCACCAUUAUGAAGAUAUUCAGGAAGUCCCGUGGGAUAUCCAAAAUUACUGGAACCAGCGUCACCGCAUCUUCUCCAAGUAUGAUGAGGGAGUAUGGCUGACAGACGAUGCCUGGUUUGGGGUCACUGCGGAACCUGUCGCCAACAAAAUAGCAAAACACAUGGCAGAGGCGGCGCCGACUGGGCGCAGCAUUUUGAUUGAUGCCUUUGCAGGCGCUGGUGGGAACAGUAUCGCUUUCGCAUUGACAGGCAAAUGGAAAAGAGUAUAUGCGAUUGAGAAGAACCCGGCUGUUCUACAAUGCGCCAAGCACAAUGCUAAGAUUUAUGGCGUCGACAAGCAAAUCACUUGGUUUGAGGGUGAUUGCUUCGAAAUUCUCAAAAAUCAACUCAAAGACUUGGCCCCUUACAGUGUCAUUUUUGCCAGUCCUCCCUGGGGUGGUCCCGGAUACAGAUCUGAUGAAGUGUUCAAUCUCCGCACCAUGGAACCAUACUCUUUAGAAACACUUUACAAGGAGUUUUCGGUCUUCACUCCCCAUAUGGCUCUUUUCCUUCCUGAGAACAUCGGACGUGAAACAGCUGGCAAAGUUUGUUCCUGA
Messenger RNA from Penicillium maclennaniae, 630 nucleotides. Its product is annotated as RNA methyltransferase. Gene Ontology annotation, molecular function: RNA cap trimethylguanosine synthase activity. The transcript has 4 exons. The coding region runs from base 1 to 630 and encodes 209 amino acids. Gene Ontology annotation, cellular component: nucleus. The record is from RefSeq and is a predicted model, not a curated record. Gene Ontology annotation, biological process: 7-methylguanosine cap hypermethylation; 7-methylguanosine RNA capping. Lineage: Eukaryota; Fungi; Ascomycota; Eurotiomycetes; Eurotiales; Aspergillaceae.